UCAAUAUGGAAACCAAUAAACUUGUGAAAAGUAGAGAUGGCAAUUACUUCUCUUGUGACAGGUUUCGUCAAAUACAUGAACGACUUGUGGAAGAGCGCCAGUCUAAACUGUAUUGGAAGACAACGGAAUAUUCCCAGCUGUAUGGUCUCUUAUUGAGAGGAAGCAAACCUUCCAACAAAGUAAAACAUUCUCUGUUCCAUUCCAAAGAUUUCAUUGCGGGUAGAAUAGUUCCUCAUAUAUCACUUAUACCAAGCGACGUUGAAGAAGAAGUUCCGUUGUAUGGUUUGUUGAGGUGUUGGGUAUAUGGUUCUAGCGUUGAUGACCUUUAUGCUGACAAUCAUAAUACAAAAGUAGCUGAAUUACAGUUGCCAUCAAAGGAAGAUAUCCAGGUCAGUAGUGAGGAGAGUUUUGCUUUCAGUCCUCGGCCAACGAAGAAAGACCAUAGUAUAACGUUGGAGAGGAGUGGUGCUUAUACCGCAAAGCAAUUGUUGGAGGAACAUUUGACACAUUGGAAGAGAUGUCGGAAGAUUCUUGUUCAAGAGAUUCGUACAAAACGGUCACGAGUAACCUAUUCUUUAAGAGGACGAGAGUUGCUUGAAAGAAUAUUAAGUACGCAGAGGGAUAAAAAAGGAUAUACAACCGAUAACCAAGUAAUGUAACUUGUCUCUUUGAACAACUUUUGGUUCGAAAGACCAUGCUAUUUGAUUUUGUAUAUUUUUUAUGGAAGCAAUAUACGAAUCAUUUAUACAAGUUUAUAGUAAAUUUAAUUCUUUUAAUCAUUUUUGAUGAAUUGUUUGAUAUAAAGCUUUAUAAAUAUGG
Galdieria sulphuraria is the source of this 819-nucleotide messenger RNA. RefSeq lists its product as uncharacterized. The record is from RefSeq and is a predicted model, not a curated record. The transcript has 2 exons. Lineage: Eukaryota; Rhodophyta; Bangiophyceae; Galdieriales; Galdieriaceae. The coding region runs from base 6 to 659 and encodes 217 amino acids.